GACGUUGCCUCCCCUUCUCUCAACACUCCUUUCAGAGAUGGCUACUAAAGCUGCCAAUGAAGAUGCUGUAGGAGGAGCACUGAAAUAUAAGACAUGGGUUUUGAAAGUCCUCAUCCAUUGUGAAGGCUGCAAGAAGAAAGUCAAGAAAGUUCUUCAAGCCAUUGAUGGCGUUUAUGAGACGAAGAUAGAUUCUGAACACCACAAGGUGACGGUCACUAGCAGCGUGGAUGCAGAAACGCUCAUCAAGAGACUCACCAAGUCGGGAAAACACGUCGAGCUUUGGCCGGAAUUAAAGCCUGAAAAGAAUGACAAAAAGCCCGGCAAAACUAAUAACAAUGACAAACAAAAAGACUGUGGAGCAGAAGCCGGUGGUGAUGAUAACCAUGACCCAAAGAAUAAUAAUUCAGGUGAGAAGACCAAACCAGCCGCUUCCAAAAACGGCGGUGCCGCUGCUGCUAAAGGCUCUGCCAGAGAUAAACAGCAUCCAGCAGGGGACCAAAUGGGAGGCAAAAGCGAGGAAUCCGACCCCUCCCAAAGUACUAAUGUAGGUAAUAAAAAGAAGAAAAAGAAAGGCCAAAAAGGCAACCCUGGUCCCAAGACCGAUACACCACCCAGUGGCGACCACGCCCGACCCGAUGCAUCAAUCGAUCCGAAUCAUCCAAUGUACCCUCAGACACCUUUGCUCUACGGCUCUCCAUUUUGUGGGGUAAGUAAUUAUCACACCACUUGCCCUAGCUCAACCUCUUCAUAUUAUGCAGCCCCUACCAUGCAUUACGUGCCAACGGCUCCACCGUGUGAUCCGAACGAUAAAUUCAGUGAAGAUUAUUACUACUACCACUACGAUGAUGAUGAAAGUGGCUGCUCAAUCAUGUGAAACAACAAAGCUGUCUUUACCUUUUAUUGGGGUUUGAAGGGUGUUAUAGUUAUUAGGUUGUCUUUACGUACGUUGUCUGUCAUAUCUUUUUUUUAGGGUUUCGUUAUUAAGCA
Messenger RNA from Hibiscus syriacus, 987 nucleotides. Its product is annotated as heavy metal-associated isoprenylated plant protein 36-like. The coding region runs from base 38 to 874 and encodes 278 amino acids. NCBI's taxonomy places the organism in Eukaryota, Viridiplantae, Streptophyta, Magnoliopsida, Malvales, Malvaceae. The transcript has 3 exons. Gene Ontology annotation, molecular function: metal ion binding. The record is from RefSeq and is a predicted model, not a curated record.